AUGAACUUGAAUGCACGUCUCCCAUCAGCUCCUGCUCCCGGCCAUCAGAAGAUAGAGGUCACUCCAGCUGUUGCCGUGGGAGACCCAGGUAAAGGAGGAAGGGCCAGUGAGACGGUCACGCCCACCCUGACCGCACAAGUGGGCGGGGCUUGUAGCAUAGUCCACGUCCUAGAGUGGAAGGAGGGGAUGGCCAUCCUGCCGAGCAGCAACCUCAAGUUCUGUGUGAGUGACGUAGGAACGCUGAGCACACUGAUCACCCCAGGGACCACCAGCAGCACCACUGAACCAACAGCCGGGACUUCUGGGAGAUCCGCUGACGCGGAAAGUGCUCCGGCAGACAAGCCAGAUGUGUUGACUCCUGUCGUCUCCGUGAGAGGUGCAGCCGUGGAGCCAGAGAGGUUUGUGCCGGUCAAACCUGAAGCCCAGGUUGGACCGGGACAACAGAACCACGACCCCAGAGCUCAGAGGACCUACACAGAGGCGCUACGCAGAGAGCCCAUCACUGACAAGAGGAGUGUCGGGGUAGAGAAGGUGCCAGCAGGUGGGAGGGUCUCCUCCCUUAACCCCGAUCACCUGAAACCCAUGAGGAAGAGGAAGAGGAAGGAAUACCUGAGUCCCUCUGAGGAAGACUCUGACAUCGAAGGCACGGAUGAGAAAAUGGAUGAUUCUAAAACCGACAUCAGACACAUCAGAGGAGCUGGCGACAGUAAGACAGAGCAGUGGACGUGGGCUCAGUAUCUGGAGGAGAGCAAAGCUGUUGCUGCACCCAACAAGCUUUUCCAAGAGUCCCAGAGAGUGCCUACAGUGAAGAACGGCUUUAAGCAGGGGAUGAAGCUGGAAGGCAUCGAUCCACAGCAUCCGUCCAUGUACUUCGUCCUCACUGUGGCCGAGGUCUGUGGUUACCGGCUUCGGCUCCAUUUCGACGGCUACUCUGACUGCCACGACUUCUGGGUGAAUGCCAACUCACCUGACAUCCACCCCGCAGGCUGGUGUGAGAGCACAGGACACAAACUGCACACUCCCAAAGGCUGUAAAGAGGAGGAGUUUACCUGGACCAACUACCUGAAAAUGACUAAAGCACAAGUGGCUUCCAAAGAACUGUUUGCCAGUCCUGGGAGGAUCGAUGUGAAGUGUGGUUUUGAGAUAGGAAUGAAGCUGGAGGCCGUCGACCGUAUGAACCCCUCCCUCAUCUGUGUAGCAACCGUCACUGAUGUGGUGGACGACCGCUUCCUGGUUCAUUUUGAUAACUGGGAUGACACAUACGACUACUGGUGUGAUUCCAGCAGUCCGUACAUUCACCCUAUUGGUUGGUGCCAGGAGAGGAACCUUCCUCUAACGCCACCCCAAGAUUACCCAGACCAGGGCCGGUUCUCCUGGUCUCUCUACCUGGAGGAGACCGGUGCCAAGGCGGUGGCCGCUGACGCCUUUAAAGUGCGUGCGGCCCACAGCUUCCAGCCUCAGAUGAAACUGGAGGCCGUGGACAAGAGAAGUCCUGGUCUGAUCAGAGUGGCUACAGUGGAGGAGGUCGACACUCAUCGCAUUAAGGUCCAUUAUGACGGCUGGAGUCAUGUCUAUGAUGAGUGGAUGGACUCAGAUCACCCUGACAUCCACCCAGCAGGCUGGUGUGAGGCGACCGGUCACCCACUCAAAGUUCCCCCACGGGACACCAAAACACAGCAGCCACACGGUGUGAGGGAACCUCCUGCUACAGGCCAGUCCACCUACCCCUCCUCUGUUCCAUGUAAACCCAUCAGCCACCCCAGAGCCAACAAGUACAGCUUCCACAACAGGAAGUGUCCGACUCCUGGUUGUGAUGGUUCAGGCCACGUGACGGGUCGUUUCACUGCACAUCACUGCAUAUCUGGCUGCCCAUUGGCUGAGCGUAACCAGGGCAGGCUGAAGGCCGAACUGUCAGAUUCAGAGUGCAAGAGGAACAUCUUCUUUGGCCAGAGGACCAAAAAGACCCAUUACCGCGGGAGGAUUGGCCGUCCUCCCAAAUACAGGAAGAACCAACAGAGAGACUACCAGAACAUGUCCUCAGAGGGAGUGUAUCCGUCACUGUUCAUGUCAGCACUGAGCAGUCAGUCAGACAGGACUCUGUCUCUGUGCUGGGAGCAGCACUGUAAGCUGCUGCCCGGGGUUCAAGGCAUUCACGCCAGCCAGGUGGCAGCAUGGAGCGUCGAAGAGGUCUUCAGGUUUGUCCAGAAUCUAAUCGGCUGCGAAGAACAAGCUCGUGUCUUCAAAGACGAGAUGAUUGACGGGGAGGCCUUCCUGCUGCUGACUCAGACCGACAUUGUGAAGAUCAUGAGCAUCAAGCUAGGCCCCGCCCUCAAGAUUUCCAACGCCAUUCUCAUGUUCAAGAGCACAGACGAGGGACUCAAGUGAUCCCGCCGUCACUCACUGGAGGGCCGGGGGACUGGUCCACCGAUCAUCAUGUGCCAAAUUCAUUUUGUUGCAGGGA
Messenger RNA from Morone saxatilis (striped sea-bass), 2461 nucleotides. RefSeq names its product L3MBTL histone methyl-lysine binding protein 1 (gene l3mbtl1). The transcript has 20 exons. The coding region runs from base 1 to 2385 and encodes 794 amino acids. The record is from RefSeq and is a predicted model, not a curated record. Gene Ontology annotation, cellular component: nucleus. Gene Ontology annotation, biological process: regulation of DNA-templated transcription. Gene Ontology annotation, molecular function: protein binding; zinc ion binding. Lineage: Eukaryota; Metazoa; Chordata; Actinopteri; Moronidae.